GUUAAGGACUUGAUUGUGAGGAAAAUAUUGUUUGGGGCUUAGUAGUGAAAAUUUUGAAACUUAAGGGACUUAAAAGAGGAAAGAAUUUGGAUAAGGAUCGGGUGAUUUUUUUUCUUCCUUCUUUCUUUCUUCAAUCGCGUGUUUCUCUUCUUCUUCUUCUUCUCCCCUGCACUGAACAAGAGCCCCAGCCACCACCGAUGCCCCCACUUGAGAAAUCGAUAAGAGAACUUGAUAUUUUCCUUCCUUUUCUUGUUCAAGAACAAGAUUUAAGCUUGGAAACCUUUCCCCCCUCUACAGAAUUUCGGAUCUGCUUUGCUCUAUCUCUCCCGUCCGUCUGCUGCUCCUGCUUUGUGGGGGCAAAUUGCUCUGGUUUCUGGUAAGAAGCAGCCCGAAAUUCCUUUGUUCUUCCUUGAAUUGGUUUGGGUUUACUCUAAAUCCCCUUGGUUCUUCCAAUUUUCGGUAGAUUUCCUGAUUUUUCUCCUUCAUUCCCGUCGGCCUUCCCCUAGCUUGCAGCUCUGGUUUUGUUGGCAAAAUUCUGGUGCUGUUAUGGCUUAGAGCACUGGGAUUGAGUCCUCGGUUUAUGCGAUUGAGGUAAGUAAAUUAUGGUAACACCCUCCGAUUUUAAAGAACAUUUUAGUUUGUUUUUGAAGUGGUGGCGGGACUAAACCUGUUUUAUACAAGUAUGAUCGAUUUGAAAUGAAAUUAUUAUUCUUUUUAUUGAUUUGAGCAUGCCUUUUUGGAGUUUACUUAACUGCCCUGAUGAUUUGGAAAUUAUUUGUGAAUUAUGAUUUUUCCUGUUAACUUCUACUUGUUUUGUCUCCGAUAUGGUCAUGUUAUUCGUGUGCCCGCUAGUGGGAGAUUUAUAAACACUAGCACAUGUCGACAUGUUACUGAUAGAAUCGGUUCGUUUUUGUUAUACUGUUAUCUUGCUAGUGGGAUUAUACACUAGUAAAUCGUGUGCCUGCCAGUGGGAGGUUUAUAACACUGGUCAUGACCUAUAGAGGAGAUGUUUAUUUCGUUUUUGUACUUGUACCUAUUUUUCAUGAUUAUACUGGUUGGCAUGCUAUAAGUUUAAUUAAGAGCUAUCCAUAUUUACUUACUGAGUUAUCUCAUAGUUUUUCCUUGUCCACCAUUUCAGGAAGCGAAGUCAAGGACGAGGAAAAACGAGGGGAGUGACGAGUUAGAAGGCUAGCCAUCCUGUAAUUUGAUAUAGAUUUUAGAUAUAAAUCAUGAUGUUGUAAGCUAGACUUUAUUUGGAGAUUUAUGAUAUCAAGUUAAUAUAAUUGCUUUAUUUAACUGAAAUCUCUUAACAAAUCUACAAAAAGAUGAAAGUUGCAGAGAAAAGCAAAAACUUGAUUCAAUGGCCAUGGUGCUUAUCCUAUCUUGCAAUGAUUCGAGAAUUUUCCCCAAUGAACUAGAGAUGUUCUCAAGUCACUGAAUUUUAUGCAAAGCAUGUCAUUAAGCCUAUUAAUGAAUGCACAACACAAAG
Messenger RNA from Rubroshorea leprosula, 1489 nucleotides. NCBI's taxonomy places the organism in Eukaryota, Viridiplantae, Streptophyta, Magnoliopsida, Malvales, Dipterocarpaceae. The record is from the annotation of a GenBank genome assembly.